This is a messenger RNA of Penicillium diatomitis, 2340 nucleotides long. RefSeq names its product DUF2013 domain-containing protein. Gene Ontology annotation, molecular function: Arp2/3 complex binding. Gene Ontology annotation, biological process: actin cortical patch localization; actin cortical patch assembly; endocytosis. The transcript is spliced from 7 exons. Gene Ontology annotation, cellular component: actin cortical patch. The coding region runs from base 1 to 2340 and encodes 779 amino acids. Lineage: Eukaryota; Fungi; Ascomycota; Eurotiomycetes; Eurotiales; Aspergillaceae. The record is from RefSeq and is a predicted model, not a curated record.
AUGGAGACCGGGAUCUUGGAGCCCCAGCAGUUCUGGAAUGAUGAAUUCCUCUCGACCGAGUACGACAUCUCCCGUUGCUCGUACAAGCUUUUCGACUCUUCGAUCUUUGGGGCUCAUGCGGACUAUGUCCGUCGCCAAAUCAUCUAUUGUCUCCUACAGGAGGAUGAUCUGAAAACAUUACACUUUAUCGCAUCCUUCCUGCUUUUCGAUGGACGGCAAAAUGAGGCCGCUCUGCAAAUGAUGAAUGAAGAAGGCGUCUUUGGACGUCUUCUUGAACUGAUCCAGACGCUCCGCAACCUUGAGACCGAGGGUGAUGCUGGUCUUCACCGUCUGCUCAUGGACCUGUUGUAUGAAAUGUCGCGGAUUCAACGGAUUAGGAUCGAAGAUUUGGUCCUUGUGGAUGACGAUUUCGUACGCUGUCUGUUCGACAUUAUCGAGGAUCUAUCAUACGAUGUCACCGAUCCUUACCAUUAUCCUGUGAUCCGGGUGUUGCUCGUUCUCAAUGAACAAUUUAUGAUCUCAGCUCACAAUCCAGCUGACGAACGGUUCUCUUCCGGCAAAUUGACCAACAAAGUCAUCAAGGUGCUGUCGGCAUAUGUCCUGCAUGCGUCCAUUGUGUCUAUCCCAUACUCCCAUGGCGACGCAAGCUCACACGAGAACACAGCCGAGACGUCCCUGCAGUUGUUGACACUCAAGCUGCUGUAUUUGAUUUUCACCACCCCGAGCACGUACGAGUACUUCUUUACGAAUGAUCUGCACGUGCUAGUGGACAUUCUGAUUCGCAACUUGCUUGACCUGCCGGAAGAGGCGUCUGCACUACGACAUACUUAUCUACGAGUGCUCUACCCACUCUUGGCACACACGCAGUUACGGCUCCCUCCGCAUUACAAGCGGAACGAGCUCAGGAACUUGCUGCGAAUCCUGGGUCGCGGACAGAUCACUUAUGGAACCGAGACUGAGCAAGAGAAGAUUCUUCAUUUUGAAGAGGUAGACGAGACCACUCGAAGGCUUGUUGCACGAUGUGCCACAGUCGACUGGCUAUGCUCCCCCGAUUCCCCAUCUACUGCGACUCCGGUUCUCGAAACCUCGGCUCAAGCCCAGGCACCCGCGAAGAUUGCGACAGUCUUGGAAGAUGCGAGUCAGCAAGACUCACCUGUUGAAAUUGAGCCGGCCGAUGUUUCGACGCCUCUCUCCCGAACAAGUACUAGCCCUGAUACAGCCGACAUGGUACCUCCGACAAGGGUUGAUUCACUAGAAUCCCGCGAUUCAUCUAGCGCCUUUGAAUCACGACGUGGGUCUAGCGCAAGCGCCAUGAGAAGGCUUGGUAUGCACCUUGAACCUGCAUCAGCAUCCACACUCAGUGUUCAGGCCGUUGCAGCGCAACACGAGAAGCCCGGCGUCAUCACGCCCAGCCGUACUGGCGGCAAAGAAGACGUUCACUUGCCUCCCGAGGUGCCAGUGUUGCGUCUUCCAAAGGUCAAGCCUGCACCACCCAAGUCCCGUCGGUCGCGCGGUCGUCGUCUCGUGGUUGACGAGGAAGAGCAACCUUCAACCAGUGCUAGCAGCAUUGACCGAAAUAACAAUACUGGAAGCGACGACAUGAGUCCAACGUCUGUGCAUGAGUCGCCCACGAAAUCGUUACUUCAAGCGGCAGCUACUGCCUCGGCUCACGCAACCGUGAAUCCAAGCCCUAACACAAGUGAGAGGACUCCUGAUCAAGGACAGACUUCAAUUGGCCUUGGCGCUGCUGCCGCUGCCGCCGCCGCCAAUAAAGCAACACCUGUGACUCCUACGACAGCGCGACGAUCAGCAUCGCAUCCUCCUCCAGCCGUUCCUCCACCUCGUCGAUCAGCGCACACCACCCCAUCGACUAGUCACCAUCGCUCAUCAAUUGCAUCAGCAUCAACUUUCUGUCCGUCGACAGACCUCAUACUCCACACUCACCCUACCCCCACCACCAUGACAACCACUACAUCAACACCAACUCCUACGACCGCCAACAAACAUGGACAAAAACCGGCCCCGCCCAAAGCUCGUCGCUGGGGCCGCAGCAAACCCCAAACCCACCCCCACUCCCACUCCCACACAGACUCCAUGGAAAGCGGCAUCAGUACCGGAUCUCAAGCGAAAGAAAGCGACGCCGAGGCCGUGGCGUUUGCACAGACCCAGGAGCCAGCCGGCCCCGAGGAAGGAAGUGUUUCCGAUCCAUUCUCACCGACCAGUCCAACUGGUCCUGAUCCUCAUUUUAAUCCCACGUUGGUGGCAUCUCCUGAUAAUAUGAAGGGAUCCGUGGGACCUGUCAGUGUUGAAGAGGCGGUCCAGAAUGUAUCUUUACAUUGA